AUGCCUGAAUCACCAUCCCACAGUUAUUCCGCCCAGUCAAUUGCCGGUGGUGCUGGUCUUCGUCCUACCCCAGCAAAUAACGUAGGCGGCGGAUCGGGCUGGGGCGACAAUGGCUUUAGAAAGGGUGGCACAGACAGCGAUGAUGAAGAUAGUCAUCAGGACUUUGGUCACGGAACCGAACCUCAAGGAGUAACUAUGGCCGAUGCGAUGAAGUCGCAGCAACAUAAAAUUCAUGCCAAAUAUGGGUUUUUGGACCAGUCAGAGAGUGCACGUCAUGCAGCCCAUGUGAAGCCGAUGAGCCAGCAUGGUGAGCCAACUUGUGCUAGUGAGGACCAUAGUUUUAUGAAUCAUAAGCCUGGAGGAUCAAGGACAAUGCCUGGAUGGGGAACUAUGAGAAAUUUGAUGGGAGCGUAA
Messenger RNA from Penicillium angulare, 414 nucleotides. RefSeq lists its product as uncharacterized. NCBI's taxonomy places the organism in Eukaryota, Fungi, Ascomycota, Eurotiomycetes, Eurotiales, Aspergillaceae. The coding region runs from base 1 to 414 and encodes 137 amino acids. The record is from RefSeq and is a predicted model, not a curated record. The transcript is spliced from 2 exons.